Molecule: messenger RNA, 759 nt
Organism: Annulohypoxylon maeteangense
Lineage: Eukaryota; Fungi; Ascomycota; Sordariomycetes; Xylariales; Hypoxylaceae
Product: Rpr2-domain-containing protein
Exons: 1
Coding region: 30-545 (171 amino acids)
Biological process (GO): tRNA processing
Cellular component (GO): nucleolar ribonuclease P complex
Source: RefSeq, a predicted model, not a curated record
AGCGAAUCUAAGUCAAGCAAAUCUGAGACAUGGGGAAAUCCAAGGGACCUGGAAAUGUGCCGAACCGGCCAACAUAUUCUCGAAUAUCCUAUUUAUACCAGGCAGCGGCUUAUUUGGCAAGUCAUGCUGAGACGAAAGGUCCUGAGCCUGAAGGUACUGAGCGUGAUGGAGCAACACUAGAAAAGCAAGUGUCUCAUGCUCAUGCUCAACGCAACAAACAUUCACUGUCGCGGCGUCUCAUCACUGAUCUUCGAUCUACAUCUUUGAAGAGUCAAAUACGCCUAUCUCCUUCUAUGAAGCAUACAAUUUGUAAAUUCUGCGAUAGCUUACUAAUCGAGGGGGAGACAAGCAACACCAUAGUUGAAAACAAAAGCAAGGGCUGCAAGAAACCAUGGGCCGAUGUACUUGUUGUCAAAUGCCAUACCUGUGGAGGAGUGAAGCGUUUUCCAGUUCAAGCCCCUCGCCAGAAGCGGCGACCAAUACGCGAGAAGGAAUCGGAAGAGAAGCAAAGGCAACAGGCUGACGCCACCACCGAUGCAGACUGAUGUUAUCGCAUCUACUCCAACGACUAUCGCAGCGGUGCUACUAGCUUUCGUGAUUGGGAAAAGGCGGGUUUCCUAGCUACUCGAAGCCUUCUCACGGAUGGUGACCUCGCUCCAGAUGCGCGUUCAUUUUCGAAGUUUGAGAAAGCCUCACCGAACCAUCUCGCAGGCCUAGAGCCAAUUAGGACUCGAAUAUUCACGUCUCGAUUUCAACUGG